ACGCUCCUGCAUGUAUAGUAAUUUUCCGUCCUCACAAUCUUUGGUCUAACACGGUGCCAUACUGGUAAAAAAUUUAUAAUGGAAAUUCGUUCGAUUUUUCAAAAUAGAAAAUCCCUAAAGUCCACCCCGGUUCUGUUUCUGCAAACGUGCUAUCUUCUUGGAACGAUCAAGGCCAUUGGCGUAUGUUUACCAGACGCGGAACGGAAUUUAAAUCUGACCCCAACCAGCGCUGGGCUGGCUCUUGGGUUAUUUGAUGCCCUAGCAUUCGGCCCCGGCCCAGCUGUGACGUACUUGUACCAGCGACUCGGUGGAAACCAACGAAGAUAUCUGGUGAUGACAGGUGCAGUCUUGGCAACGGGAGGACUCCUUCUUGUAUCAUCGGUCACCAAUGGCAUUGAGCUGGCUCUAUGCCUUUCAAUUGCUGGAAUGGGUUCAAACAUAAUGUCUAUUAGUAUGGUGAUAACCUUGAGUAGCCAGUCUGGCGAUGCCUUUGGAGUCUUCUACGGCAUUGGCAAAUCAGGAUAUGCAUUCGGGAUGGCCCUUGUGCCACUGCUUGCUGAUUACCUGAUGGGUAUAUACGGCUGGAGAGGGUCCUUACUGAUCCUCGGAGGCAUCAUGGCACAUCUGAUACCUUUGGCAUUGAUGGUGGACUUCAAGGAAGUGGAGGACGAAAUGGUUGGUGAUAGAAACCCACAUAAUCCUGAUAGGAUGACGGAAGAGCUCUUGGAUACGAUCGACGAGGAAUCAACGUGUGUGGAUUCAAGUAAGCAGAUAGAAUCGCUUCAUCAAUUUGGCAAGCCUGCACCAGCAAGAUCUAUUUACACCAACGUUAGGUCAGACUGUGAUAACAUUCGAGAUGAAAGUUCAAGCAACACGCAUGAGGAUUUCAACGAAGACACACGUGGGGAAACAUCUAUGAUGCUAGAAUCCCCUUCACGGCAACACAUUAAGAAAAUGGGUGAUAAGCCGGGGGCAGGUUUACCCAUCAUCGGUCGAAUAGACUGUUCCAAACUGUACGGCGAUGGAUGCCAAACCUUGACCGACUCCAUUUACAAUCAGGAUCGUUGGAUGAUCCUUCUUAUGCUAGUUACUCUGGUAUAUGGUACAAUGAACGGUGGUUGGUACUCCUUCCUCAUCCCACGCGCGGUCGCUCUCGGCGUCCCUACUUCCAAGGCUUUGUGUUUCGCUUACGCAGCAGCAACCGCAGCUUUUAUUGGACGCUGCUUCAGCGGGGUCAUUUUGAAGUAUAUCCCCAUACCAGGGCAAUCCUCGUUUCUUUUCCUGACUUUCCUCAACAUAGCGUCACUCCUUGUGGAUAUUUAUGUCUCUAAUUUUGCGGUAAAGAUCGUGACUUCGUUUAUUACGUCACUGACGAUUGCCGAGAGGAACAUCCUGGUAUUGGUCAUUUGCAAGGACCGGGCUCCUCUUUCCGACUUUCCGGUCAUACUGGCUUCUUCCGAGAUUGCGUUUGGUGUUGGAGCCUUUCUGGGAUCUUCCUUAACUGGUUACGUGGCAGACGUAACAGGAUCUUUCAACGCUUCAUUUAUGUUCAUCGCAGCGGUCGAUACGAUGGUUUUCCUCCUCAUGCUCCCGCUGAUAAUCGCAGACAGAUAAGCAUGGUGUACCGGCUUAAGUAUUUAAAUGAGUAGAAUAUGAACCUAUAAUACUUAAUUGUGUGUCUUUAUAGUGAAACCUGCCCGACCUCCGUCCUGCCUAUCAUCUGAAUGAAAUUUUUCGGUUUCCCCCUUUCUCUCGUUCUGUCGCUCUAAAUUCCAUAAAUUAAUCGAAUGGCAAACUUAAUCUUUGGGUUUAACACUGGCCUACCCUAAACCUAACAUAAAACCCUAUUGCAACCCUAACCCUACAUCCAAGACAAAAUUAAGCACGGAGCAAUAUUGACCCAGGAGCAAAUGUUGUGACACCAUUAUGAUAACCCCACUGCACAAUUUUUGUAACAAGUCUACUAUAAGCUAAUCAGAUUGAAUGGUUCGCAGUAGUUUUACGCUGUUAUUGCAGAUUUGCUAUUAUAACAUGUAAAAUGAAAUGGGCUGGGGACAGAACUAAGAAUACAUCCGAUUAAACCCAAAUUAUAAGGUUUCUUGGCCAAUUCAAAGUUCCCCUGAAAUCUUAACAAGGGGGAUUAACCCCACCCAACAUUUUUUUUUUCAUUCAAUAAACGUGUAAAAAAUGUCAACAAAGAUACCAUCUGAUCCCCCGCGCACACUCACACACAAACACACACACAUACACUUUCAAAACCAUUCCACUGUGCGUAAUUUUGGUUCCAGGACAAUUGCUCCAGCGACAAUUGUUGCUCCGCUGUAAAUUCCAUACACUAAAGGAAUGACCCAUUUCAACCCUGGAUUUAACACGAUACCCUAUCCUUUAAACCUAAAAAUAAAACCCUUUUGCAAGCCUAACCCUAUAUCUCAGACGAAAUAGACCCGGAACAACUGUCGGCGGAGCAGAUGUCGCGUCACCGUAAAUUUAUAUGGAUAAAGAUAAUGAAACUCGCGCACCAGGGUGGCUCGUUUGAAAGCUGGAGAAUUGAAGGGGAAUGAAACAUUCGGAACAAAUGAACUUGUGUGGAAAGAGAUAAAUCAAAGAAUAAGAUCAAAUAAAUUUUGAUAAAAAUCUAACAAAUACAGGGAAAGUUAUGAGCAUUUGAAUAUUGCGAUCACUAAUGCUAUGGAGAUCCUCCUAUUGGCAAUGCGGCAAAGAUUUGUGAUGUCACAUGUGAACAACUCCCUUUGAUGGACUAUAAAAUACCACCAAAAUGUCUCUUUUUGCUCUUCUAUUGUGCAUCGAUCUAUCCAACUUGUUUAAAAUGGCACGCCCUAAUACCAGGAGCUCCCUUGUUGUGCAGGACACAGUGGAUGGCAUCAUUAGUGACAGAAAAUUCCUGAACUUUAUUAAAAACUUUGUUUCUGAAUCAAUCUCUAAUAAGCUGGUUCAACUGCAAAAGAGGAUAGAUGAAAAUGAAGGCAAAAUUCUUGAGUAAUUAAUCAAACCUCCAAAAGAAGGAUGAAGAAAUUGUGAGCCUAAAAAAAUAACUCGAGUCAACAAGUGAUCAAGCUGUGGCAAAUCAAAUGAAAUAUGAGGAACUUCAUCAAUAUGGUCGCCGGAAUAGUCUACGGAUAUUUGGCAUC
Molecule: messenger RNA, 3149 nt
Organism: Lytechinus pictus (painted urchin)
Lineage: Eukaryota; Metazoa; Echinodermata; Echinoidea; Temnopleuroida; Toxopneustidae
Exons: 4
Coding region: 79-1614 (511 amino acids)
Biological process (GO): transmembrane transport
Cellular component (GO): membrane
Molecular function (GO): monocarboxylic acid transmembrane transporter activity
Source: RefSeq, a predicted model, not a curated record